Messenger RNA from Pelagomonas calceolata, 930 nucleotides. The record is from the annotation of a GenBank genome assembly. NCBI's taxonomy places the organism in Eukaryota, Pelagophyceae, Pelagomonadales, Pelagomonadaceae.
CGCACACCUUGGCAAGGCUGAGUGGCAAACCAGCGUGGGCCAUAAUAUUUGGGGUUACGCCUGUGGCAAGCGCAGCUUAAUGAGCACUUACCUGAUUGCGAGUGAUUGCGACUGAUAGUUAGAGCCAUGCUGCGUCUGGUAGCCCGCAGAACAAAAGCCACAGGGAGAGCAUGUGCUCGGCCACAGUCGACGCGACGCGUGCGGCACCAGUCAUCGAUGCAGUCGUGGGCCGCGCCCCUCUGCGACACCAUCCAACAGGCGCACCGCGGCCAAUUCGACGCCGACGCCUUGCGGGCAGUGUACGCAACCGACGCGGUGUUCGACGACCCGUGCGGCACGAUCCGCACGCCGAAGGGCAUCGUCCGGGGCUUCGAGCUCAUCCAUUGGCUGUGUGAUGUUGACGUCGAGCCCACCGACGACGAGUGGAGUUUGCACCCGCCGGCGGCGGGCGGUCUUGUGUUCAGCGAGGAUGCGGUGCCUACCCUGCCGGCGCAGGCGCGACUCGAUCAGCGUGCGACCUACGCGCUCCGCGCGCUACCGCUCGUCCGGUUUUCGCUGCCUUCGACCAUUGUCCUCGACCUCGACGUCGAGACGCGAAAGGUCACUCGCCACGAGGACCGCUGGCACGGGCGCCCCGUGACCUAUAACGCGAUCCACGGGGCGUUCAAGGAGUGGCAUGGCUUCUGGUUCGUCGCGCUGUUCGUGAAAUAGCUGCGCAUCGCGGCGAUGGCGUGGAGUGGCGUCGUAGUCGUCCGAGCGCCUCUGCCCCAGCAGCACGCCAUCGCCGCGGCUCAACAUAGAUAGUGAUUUGUAAAUGUUCUUUGUCAGAGGUACAUAGAUUACACAAACAAUGCCAGGGCACAGGGUCAACCCCUCCGCUGGAACACCUUGACGAACGCGACCUCCAUCGCGCAGGGAAACGCAGAAUCA